Messenger RNA from Clonostachys rhizophaga, 1932 nucleotides. Lineage: Eukaryota; Fungi; Ascomycota; Sordariomycetes; Hypocreales; Bionectriaceae. The record is from the annotation of a GenBank genome assembly.
AUGGCCAUCUCCAGGAGUCUCGUCGCUCUGCUGGCUGCCACAGGCGCUGUCGCAUCGCCGUCUCCAAAUCUUCCUGCAGUUCGCGAACCCACCAACAUUGACCUCUACGAUCGCGGAACCCAGAAGGCCCCCUCAGGAUACGUCCCGACCACCGUCGACUGCCCCAGCGACAAGCCUACCAUCCGAGAUGGCUCGACCCUAUCGAAGCAGGAGAAGGACUGGGUGGUGACCCGCCGCAACGAGACCCUCGCACCGAUGCGCGACCUGUUCCGCCGCCUCGCGAUCCCCGAGUUCGACUACACGACGUACCUGCAAAACGGCGAGAAGGACAGCAAUGCCAUCCCUAAUAUCGGCAUUGCCUUCUCCGGCGGAGGCUAUCGCGCCAUGUUAUCGGGAGCCGGCGCCCUGGCGGCGCUCGACAGCCGCUCGUCUGGUUCUACGGAAAGGGGCAACCUGGGUGGUUUGUUGCAGUCCUCGACCUACAUUGCUGGGCUGUCUGGUGGUGCCUGGUUGGUGGGAAGUAUCUACAUGAACAACUUCACAACGGUAGAGGCCAGUGCCAACUCGGGAGUUGUCUGGCAGUUCCAGGAUAACAUUCUCAAGGGACCUGAGCAGUACGCGCUUCUCGAUUAUUACAACGACGUCUUCAACCCCGUCACCAAGAAGGAUGAGGCCGGCUACGAACGUUCCAUCACCGACUAUUGGGGCCGCAUGCUCUCCUACCAGCUCAUCAACGCCACGGACGGUGGCCCGGGAUACACAUACUCCUCAAUCGCCGAGGAUAGUGAUUUCAAGAAUGCCAAAGCUCCUCUCCCCUUCCUCAUCGCGAUUGGUCGCAGGCCGAACGAAGAGGUCAUCCCGAUCAACUCGACGAUUUACGAAUUUACACCUUGGGAACUGGGCUCCUCGGAUAACACAGUGUCUGGCUUCGUGCCCCUCCAAUGGGUUGGAUCCAACUUCACCAAUGGCUCUAUCCCCAGCAAGGGAAAGUGUGUGAAAGGGUUUGACAAUGCUGGCUUCGUCAUGGGAACAUCGAGCUCUUUGUUCAACCAGAUCAUCCUAUACCUCAACGAUGACUCUAGCGAUCUUGUUCCUGACGGUAUUCCCGACUUCGUCAUUGAGGGCCUGACGGAUAUGCUCAAGAGUAUUGGUGCCGACAACAACGAUAUCGCUGACUGGACCCCCAACCCGUUCAAGGGCUGGAAGCCCUCAACAAACUACAACUCGGACCUGGACCGGUUGACUCUUGUUGAUGGUGGCGAGGAUCUCCAGAAUGUUCCCUACCACCCCCUAAUCCAGAAUGAGCGCCAGGUCGAUGUCAUCUUCAGCUUUGACAACUCCGCCGACACCAACUUGAGCUGGCCCGAUGGUGCUUCUCCCAUUGCUACCUACGAGCGCUCGAAGGAGUCUAUCUCGGCUGGUACCAGCUUUCCCUCUAUUCCUGGAAAGGAGACCUUCCUUAAUCUCGGUCUGAACCAGAAGCCCGUCUUCUUCGGUUGCAACGAGAAGAACACGACCGAGGUUUCACCCCUUAUUGUGUAUAUUCCCAACUACCCCUACACUUUCUACUCCAACACCUCCACUUUCUUCAAGAUGAGCUACAACCAGUCUGAACGAGAUGCCAUGAUCGAGAACGGAUGGGCCAUCGCUACCCAGCUGAACGCCACCCGUGAUGCGAACUGGCCUGCCUGUGUCGGCUGCGCCAUCCUGCACCGCAGUCUCGUCCGAACAGGGUCCGCUCUUCCUGCCAAGUGCCAGGAGUGCUUCAACUCCUACUGCUGGAACGGCACCCUGGACGAGUCUACCCCUGACGAUUAUUCUCCUACACUGUUCGGCACCAUGUCCGACAUGAGCUCGAUGGGCUUGAAGCUUCUCGGCAACUCGAUGGUGGUUGCUGUUGCUGGUAUUGUGGCAGCCCUGGUUGCUUUCUAA